Girardinichthys multiradiatus is the source of this 5386-nucleotide messenger RNA. RefSeq names its product oxoglutarate dehydrogenase b (gene ogdhb). The transcript has 24 exons. Gene Ontology annotation, molecular function: thiamine pyrophosphate binding; oxoglutarate dehydrogenase (succinyl-transferring) activity. The coding region runs from base 429 to 3497 and encodes 1022 amino acids. NCBI's taxonomy places the organism in Eukaryota, Metazoa, Chordata, Actinopteri, Cyprinodontiformes, Goodeidae. The record is from RefSeq and is a predicted model, not a curated record. Gene Ontology annotation, biological process: tricarboxylic acid cycle. Gene Ontology annotation, cellular component: oxoglutarate dehydrogenase complex; mitochondrion.
CGCGCUCUCACGCGUGCUGCUCGCGCUCUGGACCCCGCUUGCUGUUCGUCAUUCAAAGCAGUAGCAGGCAGCUGCUGAACAGGGAGGCGGCGGAGGGAGAGCCCGAGGGAAGUACCAGGAAACCCGCAGAACCAGUGUAUGGAAAGGUACCAAAUCGUGACUCUAAAACCGGGAUACAUUCUUAUCCGGAAUUUUUGUGUACCGUUACAUCUCGAGUGGACAUUAUGAAAGCUGUGAUUACUCAACUGCAGCCUGUGGAAAGAGCAAGGAACAACAUCUGGGAGAAAUCUAACAUCAGCUUUUAAAACCACCACUAGGAACUGGAGAAGAAUUCAGGUUGCGGGUUUCUCCUUGCUUGCAAUAGUACUGCUGCAUCCUGCUUCCAAGACAAGAGGUGUGGCGUGAGGAACUGCGGCUAAUCUGCAGUAAUGCAUCGCUUAAGGACUACAGUUGCAAGGCUUUGGCCUUUAACGUCUGCACAGACAGCCCAGAGCCUGGCACAGUCCCGACUGUCGGCACUGGAAGGAGACAUUAGAACGUUUCAGCCUGUGAGAAGCCUGAAUGCGUCUGUGGCUGCUGAACCGUUUCUCAAUGGAACCAGUUCUAACUAUGUGGAGGAGCUGUACUAUGCAUGGCUGGAGGAUCCCAGGAAUGUGCAUAAGUCUUGGGAUAUUUUUUUCCGGAACGCAAACGCUGGAGCGCCACCUGGUGCAGCCUACCAAAGCCCUCCACCGCUUAGUGCACCUUCUGACGGAGUGACCAGUAUCCAGGCACUGGUGGGAGCUCGGCCCAAUGUGGAGAAGCUGGUGAAGGACCAUCUAGCAGUGCAGUCACUGAUUAGAGCCUACCAGGUACGGGGCCAUCACAUUGCGAAGCUGGACCCUCUUGGUAUCAGCUGUGUGGACUUUGAUGAUGCUCCGUGUACUGUUGGUUUUCAAAAUGUUGGUUUGUAUGGACUGGCCGAGAGUGACCUGGACAAGGUGUUCCGGCUUCCCACCAACACUUAUAUUGGCGGCAAUGAGAGCGCUUUACCACUCAGAGAGAUUAUUCGCCGCCUCGAGAUGGCCUACUGUCAGCAUAUUGGCGUGGAGUUCAUGUUUAUAAAUGACAUGGAGCAGUGCCAGUGGAUCCGACAGAAGUUUGAAACUCCGGGAAUCAUGCAGUUUUCUUUGGAAGAGAAGAGGACUUUGCUGGGUAGAAUGAUCCGGUCCACCAGGUUUGAGGAGUUCCUUCAGCGGAAGUGGUCUUCAGAAAAACGUUUUGGUUUGGAAGGUUGCGAGUCGCUCAUCCCGGCCCUUAAGACCAUCAUUGACAAGUCCAGUCAGUGUGGAGUGGAGAGUGUGAUCCUGGGAAUGCCUCACAGAGGCAGGCUGAACGUGCUGGCCAAUGUUAUCCGGAAGGAUCUGGACCAAAUCUUCUGUCAGUUCGACUCCAAGUUGGAGGCUGCUGAUGAGGGUUCAGGAGAUGUAAAAUAUCAUUUAGGCAUGUAUCACAAGAGGAUGAACCGGGUCAGUGACCGGUACAUCUCCCUGUCGCUCAUGGCCAACCCAUCCCACCUAGAGGCUGUGGACCCAGUGGUGCAGGGGAAGACCAAGGCGGAGCAGUUUUACUCUGGAGACACCGAAGGGAAGAGGGUGAUGUCUAUUCUGCUCCAUGGAGAUGCUGCAUUUGCAGGCCAGGGAAUUGUGUAUGAGACGUUCCACUUAUCGGACCUGCCGUCCUACACCACCCAUGGCACCAUCCAUGUGGUGGUCAACAACCAGAUUGGAUUCACCACAGAUCCCAGGAUGGCCCGGUCAUCUCCGUACCCUACAGACGUGGCCCGAGUCGUGAACGCACCUAUCUUCCACGUCAAUGCAGACGACCCGGAGGCUGUGAUAUUUGUGGGCAACAUAGCAGCAGAAUGGAGGAACACAUUCCAUAAAGAUAUUGUUGUAGACCUGGUUUGUUACAGACGUAAUGGCCACAAUGAGAUGGAUGAGCCAAUGUUCACCCAGCCACUGAUGUACAAGCAGAUAAAGAAACAGAAAGGAGUCUUGCAGACGUUUGCAGAAAAACUCAUUGCUGAAGGAGUCAUCACAACACAACACUAUGAGGAGGAAGUGGCUCGCUAUGACAAAAUCUGUGAGGAUGCUUAUGCUCACUCCAAAGAUGAGAAGAUCCUCCAUAUCAAACACUGGCUGGACUCUCCUUGGCCAGGUUUUUUCACUCUGGAAGGUCAACCUAAAACUAUCAGCUGCCCUACCACUGGCAUCCGUGAAGAUGAGCUCUGUCACAUUGGAAAUAUUGCAGCCUCUGUCCCAGUGGAAGACUUUACGAUACAUGGAGGGUUGAGUCGUAUCCUGAAGGGACGUGCAACUAUGGUGAGCCAACGAGAGUGUGACUGGGCCCUCGGAGAGUACAUGGCCUUCGGCUCUCUGCUCAAAGAGGGCAUCCAUGUGCGCCUCAGCGGACAAGAUGUAGAGAGGGGGACAUUCAGCCAUCGUCAUCACAUUCUCCACGACCAGAACGUUGAUAAAAGGAUCUGCAUCCCAAUGAACUACGUCUCCCCUGAUCAGGCUCCUUACACUGUCUGCAACAGCUCUUUGUCUGAGUACGGAGUACUGGGUUUUGAGCUGGGCUUUGCCAUGGCCAGUCCCAAUGCCCUGGUUCUGUGGGAGGCCCAGUUCGGAGACUUUCACAAUACAGCUCAGUGCAUUAUCGACCAGUUCAUCAGCUCAGGACAGGCCAAGUGGGUCAGACAGAAUGGCAUAGUGCUGCUGCUCCCUCAUGGGAUGGAGGGGAUGGGUCCAGAACACUCGUCAGCUCGUCCUGAGAGGUUCUUACAGAUGUGCAAUGAUGACCCAGAUGUUUUUCCUAAACUCUCAGGGGACUUUGCGAUGCAUCAGCUUCAUGACUGCAACUGGAUUGUGGCAAACUGCUCCACUCCUGCAAACUAUUUCCAUGUUCUCCGCAGGCAGAUCCUUCUGCCCUUCAGGAAGCCUCUCAUUGUGUUUACUCCAAAGUCACUGUUGCGCCACCCAGAGGCCAAAUCGAGCUUUGACGACAUGCUGCCUGGUACCCACUUCCAGCGACUUAUCCCGGAUGAGGGGCCUGCAGCAGUCAGCCCCCAGAAAGUGAAGAGGGUAAUUUUCUGCACAGGCAAGAUUUACUAUGAACUUAUCCGGGAACGCAAGAGCAGAGGCAUGGAUGAGGCUGUUGCUGUUGUCCGAAUUGAACAGCUGUCACCAUUCCCCUUUGACCUGGUGAAAGCAGAGACUGAUCGCUACCAGAAUGCUGAUCUGGUUUGGUGUCAAGAGGAGCAUAAGAACCAGGGUUACUAUGACUACGUCAAGCCCCGCCUUCAUACUACAAUAAGUCAUACACGCUCCAUCUGGUAUGCAGGCCGUGAGCCUGCAGCAGCUCCAGCAACUGGAAACAAGCACGCACACCUCAUGGAGCUUCAGCGUUUACUGGACGCAGCCUUCAAUCUGGAGACUUUCCCAGGGAAACUGUAACAUUCCAUCUAACGCAGAUCUGACCUGCCUGCCUGACCUCAGGGUCCAGAAAUGUUUUGCACAGCUCAGAAUUACCUGACUGUUAUAUCACUGUUACCAUGAAGACCUUGGAUUCACAGUGAGGGACGAUACAAAAAAACUAUAAAACUAACUUGCACUGAGUGAACAAAUUUCUACAGAAUGAAUGUCAUGACAUUUUUUGCUUUUAUUUUAUUUUUUAAUCUGUUCUGCUGUUUAAAAACUAAUCCAUUUAUUGAUUUUGGGGAAUAUUUACUGGUACACAAGAUUAAAAUAUCAGUAAGUCAAAGGAUAUUUAAAUAUUAAAGGAAGGUUGUGGGUUGAUAAGAGUUAGCUUUCUUUUAGUAUACCUCACCAACCACCAUAGGUCAGAAUUAGGAUUUUAUUUGGAUUGUAGUGAAAAGAAUCACAUAGAAAAAUAUAUGUGAUAUUUUAGAUGCUUUAGAGGUGCUGGUUGGACAGUUAACUAGAUAACUUAUUUAAACUCAUUUCCUUUGAGGAUAAGCGCACUAAGCAUGAACUGGUUUUUGGUUAAAUGAUUAAAGCAGAAUUUCAAACUCUUAUGGUGUCAAAGCCACAACAAUAUUCUGUAUGUUGUUCCUACGGUUUAGUCUUUUAAUGAAAUGCCAAAGGGUCGAAAUGACUGGAAUUUUGUCCAGCUGUCUGAAGCUUAGAGUAAGUGUGCUGCCCCCCCCCCCCCUUAAUUAGAAGGACAAAGUCAGCUGUUUAGAAAAUCAUGGCAUAGAAACUAAAGAAGAGCCAUCCAUCAUUCUCACCGAGGUACCAUUGCUUUAAAGUACAUUUUGCAAGCUCUAUGUUCCACCAGAGCACACAGCCCGACUAGUUAGCAAGAUAAUAUCUGCUCCAUGUUAGCGUGCUACUCUGUAAAAAGCAGAAUGGCAAAGAAAUGAUAAAGUUCUGCACAACAAGCUUGCUUAUGUAAAAACAAACUACUGAAAUUGGUGCUUUUCAUCAUACUGUUUAACUCUACUACUGUGAUUAUCUGCUUUUAAAAAAGCUGAUAUAAAUCACUGGGUGACACAAGGUUGCAAUUUUAUCUCCAGAUAUGAAUAAAGUAGAAUUUAAUCCUUCAUUUUCUAAAUAUUUUGGUUAGCUGAAAGAAAUUGUUGAAAAGACAGCGAGUGUCAACACUGAUCAGUGUUCCACAUGUGUCUGUGGAUCAAAAUAUCAAAAAUAUGGUGUAGGUGUCAUUAUUAAAACAAUAUUUAAUAUGUUGUAUCAUUUUAGCAGCAGAUGGCAUAUUUUCCUGUUCUAUAAUGAAUUAAAGCAAUCAGAUCAAGGUAUAGAUUAUUUUAUUUUCAUGUUUUUGUCAGAACCAUCAAACUGUGAUUUUUACUCAGUGUUUUCAUACCAUGAGAAUUUAACACCGUCCCAUGCCUAUAGCUAACUGUUUCAUCAAAAUAUAAAAAAUUUUAUUGGCACACAACAGUACAUGUUAAUUAUGGUGUGAGUGUAGAGGAAGAACAAUGUAAACUAAUCAAAAAACACUGAAGAUCAGGGAUUAUGUGACAUGCUGAGUUUAUACACCUGUAAUAUUUUUAAAAACAAACAUUAUAAGCAGCCUCUGAGUUACAAAGUCAGGUUUAGGAGCAACGAGCUAAACAAGCUUCUGCAGUUCUAACAGGUCUGUCACUUGCAUGGAUUAUUUAUGCUUUUAUGUUUUCCCAAUCUGAAAUGAUCUCCUGUGUCUCACUCAGCAGGCAUCCUGAAACAUCACUCUUUAAGCUCUACCUGUGUCACAUAUAACUGAUUACUUCACAUUAUAGCUCAUUUCCAUUAAAACACCACAGAACUGGUGAAGAGAUGUCAGUAAACAAACAACGUCAAAUUAAACCAUAUAUUUAUAUUCA